Messenger RNA from Puma concolor (puma), 1374 nucleotides. It is a transcript of the gene GLRA1, whose product is annotated as glycine receptor alpha 1. Gene Ontology annotation, molecular function: extracellularly glycine-gated chloride channel activity; glycine binding; transmembrane signaling receptor activity. The record is from RefSeq and is a predicted model, not a curated record. NCBI's taxonomy places the organism in Eukaryota, Metazoa, Chordata, Mammalia, Carnivora, Felidae. Gene Ontology annotation, biological process: monoatomic ion transmembrane transport; chloride transport. Gene Ontology annotation, cellular component: plasma membrane; postsynaptic membrane.
AUGUACAGCUUCAAUACUCUUCGACUCUACCUUUGGGAGACCAUUGUAUUCUUCAGCCUUGCUGCUUCGAAGGAGGCUGACGCUGCCCGCUCCGCGCCCAAGCCUAUGUCACCCUCUGAUUUCCUGGAUAAGCUCAUGGGGAGAACCUCUGGAUACGAUGCCAGGAUCAGGCCCAACUUCAAAGGUCCCCCGGUGAAUGUGAGCUGCAACAUUUUCAUCAACAGCUUCGGCUCCAUUGCUGAGACAACCAUGGACUAUAGGGUCAACAUCUUCCUGCGGCAGCAGUGGAACGACCCCCGGCUGGCCUACAAUGAGUACCCGGAUGACUCUCUGGACCUGGACCCAUCCAUGUUGGAUUCCAUCUGGAAACCCGACCUGUUCUUCGCCAACGAGAAGGGGGCCCACUUCCACGAGAUUACCACAGACAACAAACUGCUGAGGAUCUCCCGGAACGGAAAUGUCCUCUAUAGCAUCAGAAUCACCCUGACACUGGCCUGCCCCAUGGACUUAAAGAAUUUCCCCAUGGACGUCCAGACGUGUAUCAUGCAACUGGAAAGCUUUGGCUAUACCAUGAAUGACCUGAUCUUCGAGUGGCAGGAGCAGGGAGCUGUGCAGGUGGCAGAUGGACUAACUCUACCCCAGUUUAUCCUGAAAGAAGAGAAAGACUUGAGAUAUUGCACGAAGCAUUACAACACAGGGAAAUUCACCUGCAUUGAGGCCCGAUUCCACCUGGAGCGACAGAUGGGCUACUACCUGAUCCAGAUGUACAUUCCCAGCCUGCUCAUUGUCAUCCUUUCAUGGAUAUCCUUCUGGAUCAACAUGGAUGCCGCGCCAGCCCGUGUGGGCCUGGGCAUCACCACUGUGCUCACCAUGACCACCCAGAGCUCUGGCUCCCGAGCAUCCCUGCCCAAGGUGUCCUAUGUGAAAGCCAUUGACAUUUGGAUGGCGGUGUGCCUGCUCUUCGUGUUCUCAGCCCUGCUUGAGUAUGCCGCUGUCAACUUUGUGUCUCGGCAGCACAAAGAGCUGCUCCGAUUCAGGAGGAAGCGAAGACAUCACAAGAGCCCCAUGCUGAAUCUGUUCCAGGAGGAUGAGGCCGGAGAAGGCCGCUUCAACUUCUCUGCUUAUGGGAUGGGCCCAGCCUGUCUGCAGGCCAAGGAUGGCAUCUCAGUCAAAGGCGCCAAUAACAACAAUACCACCAACCCCCCUCCCGCACCGUCUAAGUCCCCAGAGGAGAUGCGAAAACUCUUCAUCCAGAGGGCCAAGAAGAUUGACAAAAUAUCCCGCAUUGGCUUCCCCAUGGCCUUCCUCAUCUUCAACAUGUUCUACUGGAUCAUCUACAAGAUUGUCCGCAGGGAGGACGUCCACAACCAGUGA